Molecule: messenger RNA, 2309 nt
Organism: Emiliania huxleyi CCMP1516
Lineage: Eukaryota; Haptophyta; Isochrysidales; Noelaerhabdaceae
Product: glycosyl transferase, family 2
Exons: 6
Coding region: 9-2309 (766 amino acids)
Source: RefSeq, a predicted model, not a curated record
AUAAAUAUAUGUCCACGGUCUACGCCGACCGCCUCCGCGCGGCCUUUGCCCGCGACGGCUGGGUGACGAUCCGACGGGCUGUGGAGCCGGCGACGAUGGAGUCGCUGAUGGCGCAGAUCGCGAGGGAGCUCGAGGCGCCGUCCAUCGCCGCCGAGUCUGGUGAGGCGUCGGCCAGCCUCGAUCGGCCAGACACGUGGCCUUCGGGCGGGUCUCGCCGCGUGCUGGAGGUGACGCCGCCGGGCGACGCAGCACACUGGGCCGAGCUCGUCGCCUCGCCGCGGCUCGUUGCGGCGCUCGACGCGAUUCUGGGCGAGGGUGGCUGGGAGCUUCCCGUCAACGCGGCCGCGCCGACCGACGGCGGCCGCGUGCCCGUGCGGCACUGGUACGCCCCGGUCGCAUUCCCCGAUGAGCGCGGAGGCUGCGACGACCCGGCCGGGAGCUGGGCGCCAGUGAACCGCCGCGGCGAGCGGUGGCGUGGCUGGCACGUCGACAUCGGACCUGGCUUUGACACAGGCGCCGCGCGCACCAGCGAGGGCCACCCCUUCCAGGGCGCCGUCGUGCUGCUGCUCGGGUCGGGAUGGUCGCCCGGCGGCGGCGGCACCGCGCUCAUCCGCGGCUCUCACCGGUGGGUUGCGGCGGCGCUGCGCGAGGUGGGAGAGCGCGGCGUGCCGCACGACGAGCUCAACGGCUGGUCGGCUCGCGAGGCGGGGGCGCGGCGAGAGGCGGGCUGCCUGCGGCUCGCCCGGGAGAGCGGCGGCGGCCGGGCGGCGGCGGGCGAGCCGGCCCACGAGGAGGAGGGUGCGGCGUCCGAGGCGGAGGUGCUGCAGGUGUGCGGCGAGGCGGGCGACGUGGUACUCCUGCACCCGUGGCUCGUGCACGGCGGGACGAGCAACCGGGCCGCCACGCCGCGCGUGCUCGUCAACGGCAUGGCGCGUGUGACGGCGGAGGCCUUUGCGGCGCACGGAGUGCGGAGCCUCGCCCUCCUCUCCGCCCCUCCGCCCUCGCGCUCCGGCGAGGCCUCUGCAGGGUGCGCUUCUUCCGCGGGGCUUGCGGCAUGCUCGGCCGGCGAGCCAUGCCCGGCCGGCGAGCUAAGGGCGUCCUUAGGCGAGCCGUCCAAGCGGCCGCCCGACGAGGCGCUCCUCCUCCCGCCGCCCAAGCGCCCCUCCGUCGCCUCCGCCGAGUCGCUCGCGGCCGAGGUUGCUCGGCUCGGCGCCGCGGCCGAGGGCAGGCCGCGCGACGUCGACCCGUCGCUGCCGCGCGUCUCGCUCGUCGUGCCGGCGCACAACGCGGCGUGGUGCCUCGACGAGGCGCUGGCGUCGGUGCUCGCGCAGACGUACCGCGGGCCGCUCGAGGUGUCCAUCUUCGACGACGGCUCCUCCGACGGCACCCGCGCCCUCAUCGAGGCGUGGAUCCCUCGGCUGCGCGCCGCCCGGGUCGAUUGUGUCGCGUCGGGGUCGCGGUGGGGCGGAGACGCGCACGCCGAGGCGGGCGGGAUCGGGUUCGCAAAGAACCGCGCCGUUGCGCAGUCGUCGGGCUCGCUGCUCGCCUUCCUCGACGCAGACGACGUCAUGCUGCCGCGGCGCGUCGAGCUGCAGGUCGCCGCGCUGUCCGCUUCGCCCCGCUCCCUUGUCGGCGGGGCGUGGCGGCGGUGGCCGGACGGCGCGACGGCGCACCACGAGGCGUGGGCGCACUCCCUCGACGAGGAGGGGCUCUGGCUGCACCAGUUCCGGGAGACGACGGUCCAGAUGCCCACUUGGGCCAUGGCGCGAGCAACCUUCGACGCGGUCGGCGGCUUCGAGGAGGUGCCUGCCGAGGACCUCCUCUUCUUCCACGCGCACCUCGACCGGGCCGCGCGCGCAGAGCGGCCGCUCCUCCGAGUCGGCGGCCGCGAGGAGCCGCUCCUCUGCCCGGCCGACGACAUGACGCUGCUGCAGGCUCGCGCCGCCGCGUUCGAGCGGCGCGUGCUGAGCGACCCUCGCUGGGCGACCUUCACCGUCUGGGGCGCGGGCAGGGACGGGAAGGCGUUCGUCGCCGCGCUCUCGGCCGCCGCGCGGUCGCGCGUCGUCGCGCUCGCCGACAUCAACCCGCGCAAGGUGGGCGAGCUGUACACCAACCACAGGUUGCGCGGCAGCGACGGCGCGCUGCUGCCGCCGUUCACCCUCCCCGUCGUGCACACGCGCGACAUCCGCGGACCCGUCGCGGUCUGCGUCUCGCUUCGCCGCGCCGAGGAGGGCGGGGAGGGCGAGAUUCAGCGAGUUGCGAGAGGGCUCGGCUUGGUCGAGGGGGAGACUCUCUGGUACAUUUUUUGA